Cuscuta campestris is the source of this 717-nucleotide messenger RNA. The record is from the annotation of a GenBank genome assembly. NCBI's taxonomy places the organism in Eukaryota, Viridiplantae, Streptophyta, Magnoliopsida, Solanales, Convolvulaceae.
AUUAAUCAAUGAAAAUACAAUUUUUCAUGGUAUCAGAGCCACACCAAAAACCCUAAAAUUUUCUCCCCUUAGUUUUGGCCUCCUCCUUCCUUCGCCACACAGCAGCGCCGCCGCCCCUCCUCUUUCUUCUCUCGGCCGGCAGCUCCUCCUCUACAAUGACCGACAGUGAGGUCACAUCUCAAUCCUCCAGCCCAAAACCUCCACAUCUCGCUUUCUCCGUCUCAAAUGUCAAACUUCAUGUUCCAAUUCAACUCAGUUUUUCUCAACCAAACUAUAAAAAGUGGAGCUGCUUGUUCCUCCUUCUAGCACGGCGGUUCAAUCUCCAACUUGAUGCUAUUCUCCAAGGAUGGAUUCUCUCCACCAUCACAGAUAAGGUGUUUGAUCUCGUUCUCUCUUCUCUCUCUACUGCAUCUGCCCUCUGGAAGCUGAUUCAUGAUUUGUUUCACGACAAUAAGCAUGCUCGAGCCAUGCAACUCGAGCAUCAAUUUCGCACCACCGUCAAAGGAUCUACCCCCAUGGCUGCAUAUUAUCAAGAGCUCGGGAAUAUUGCGGAUUGGUUAGAUGACGUUGAUGCCCCCGUGUCUGAGCACCAACUAAUACUUCAGAUGUUGCGCGGCCUUGUUGGGGACUUGUCGUAAGGUCCAAAACAAAUUAAAAAUUUAUAAAAUAUCCUUAACUAACCCCCAAUAUAUAAUCAAAUAAAAACUAUAGCUAGAG